Molecule: messenger RNA, 2128 nt
Organism: Sorex araneus (European shrew)
Lineage: Eukaryota; Metazoa; Chordata; Mammalia; Eulipotyphla; Soricidae
Gene: PCTP
Product: phosphatidylcholine transfer protein
Exons: 6
Coding region: 101-751 (216 amino acids)
Molecular function (GO): phosphatidylcholine intramembrane carrier activity; phosphatidylcholine binding
Source: RefSeq, a predicted model, not a curated record
ACCAAUCACACACGGGACCGGCCUCUCGCCCCGCCCCUGAACCCACACCAGGUCUGUCCUUAUCCUCCCCUGCGGCCGGAGGCACCGCGGCUGAGCCAGGAUGGACAGUGCAGUCGCCUGCUUCUCGGAGGACUCGUUCCGGGCGGCCGGCGCCGAGCUGCAGCAGGCUUCGCUGACCGGGGCCGAAUGGACGCUGCUGGUGAAGUCCCAGGGCAUUCACAUCUUCCGACAGAUGGACAAGUCAUCCGGACUUUAUGAGUACAAAGUCUUAGGUACUCUGGAAGACUGUCCACCAUCUCUUCUGGCCGAAGUCUAUAUGGACUUAGAGUACCGAAAACAGUGGGACCCGUAUGUUAAAGAACUCUAUGAAAAAGAAGUCGACGGAAAGACUGUGGUCUACUGGGAAGUGAAGUACCCCUUUCCCCUGUCCAACAGAGAUUAUGUCUACAUCCGGCAGCGGCGAGACCUGGAUAUAGAUGGGCACAAGAUCUACGUGAUCCUGUCGCAGGGCGUCUCUGUACCACAGAUUGCUGAGAGAACGGGAGUGAUCCGGGUGAAGAAAUACAAGCAGACCCUGGCGAUUAUGAGUGACGGCAAGCAGGGGAGUAAAGUUUCCAUGUAUUACUUCGAUAACCCGGGUGGCCAAAUUCCGUCCUGGCUCAUUAACUGGGCAGCCAAGAAUGGAGUGCCUAACUUCCUGAAAGACCUGGGAAAAGCCUGCCAGACCUUCCCCCAAAGAGCACCUCAGUAAAGGAAUUCAGAACCACACACCCACGGGACGAUGUCUCCAGAAGGGCUCCCCCCUCUCCCGCUCAUGCUCAGCUGCCUGUGCCCACCUCAGCACGUCAGCACGUGUCUGCGGCUCAGUCCAGCUCACCCGCCUGCUUCCUGUCCCACUCUCCCACCCCAGGACAGGCUGCCUUGAAUAUGGGUCAGAUCAGGGAAACCUUUGCUUGUUUAUGUUUUAAAAGGGAAGUCCUCCACAGGGAACACAAUCACUCCAUUGUGCCUUUCCAGGGGGAUGGGUGGGUGGAGGGACAACAAGACGGGCCGACCCCAGCCAGCCGGCUCCUUCCCAGAGUGGGAUUUCUUGCAGUGUAGUGGGUGGGGCCUCUGGUGUGGCAUUCUGAGCGGACAUUGAUUGUGCACUAAGAUGGGAAGACUAGGGCAGCGGCCCCUUUGCUUGUGCUUUUGGUGACUUGCUUUGAUUGAAGCGACCCUCUGUGAAGUCUCGCCCGACUCCUAAUUGUGAAGGGUCACUAGCAGUUUUGGUAUCCAACCACUUUCAGACAAGUGGUAGGCCUGACUGAGCACAAAAUGUGGUAACUGGUUCUCCUCGUGCAUGACGAGGUUUUUCCCUUUUCCAUGUGGCACUAAGGGGAAGCCAUCCAUGUCUCACUAGCCAGGCAUUUUACUGGAAGCGGAGGUGCCAUUUAGAUGACUCUGGCAGUCAGCAGCAGCGAAGAUGCUUCAUCUGGGGUUUGGUGUAUAUGCAGUUAGAUGCAUUUCCCUUCAGACUGUUGGGAGAUGUUGAAGAUAGACCGGCUCAUGGCCAGGGAAGUAGUUAAUUUGUAGUUUGGUGGUCUGUCCCCUUUGCUGAGGAAUUCUACCUAAGUUUUCUGCUUCUUCUACCUCAGAAGGGCUCCCAGUUUUCUUUGCUUUCUUCCAAAUUGUAGGGAGGCAAACUAUUCUGUGGCGAAAGGAAGAGUCUUGGUAAUCUCAGGGAAAAAAAGUGAAAUACUACAGAUGAUGGUACUGAACUUUGACUAGUGGACUUAGAAAUUCAGAAUGUAAAGCCAGAAGUAAGCUCUUUUAAAUAAAAAAACAAUUGACAUGUAUAUAACAUUUAGGUGAUAUGUUUACAAUACUGUUAAUGUUAUGGUUUAAUGUACAGUUACUGCACCCAACCACCAAAGUGCUCAGGAACCUCCACCGAUGUCCUUAUAUUACUUCUAAACCCACCUAUUCUCCUCUCCCCCUGCUUAGUAAUCUUAGUUUUGUAAUUCAAGGCUAAGGAUUUGUCAUCAUUCAGUACUGUCUAUCUCUUUGUUUUGUCAGAAGCAGAUGAUUUAUUUAAACAAAUACCUCACUCUCUUGGUUUUCUCUCUGGACCUAAUAAAUGCUUAUC